Messenger RNA from Propithecus coquereli (Coquerel's sifaka), 862 nucleotides. Its product is annotated as protein FAM156A/FAM156B-like. Gene Ontology annotation, biological process: epigenetic programing of female pronucleus. The coding region runs from base 219 to 860 and encodes 213 amino acids. The transcript has 2 exons. NCBI's taxonomy places the organism in Eukaryota, Metazoa, Chordata, Mammalia, Primates, Indriidae. The record is from RefSeq and is a predicted model, not a curated record. Gene Ontology annotation, cellular component: nucleus.
UUAACCCUUCAGUUCCGAGUCGGUUGCGCUGCGUCCCGGGACAGAGGAAAGAAGGCAGCGCGCUGGCGUCUGGACGGCGGGAACCGGCUCCGGAGGAAGAACGCGCUCUGGCCGCACACCCUUCCUCGCUACCUUCUGGAUAUCUGAGAACCUCCAGCUUCACGUUCUUGUCCAGAACACAGAGGCCGAGCGGAGCCUCCAGCUCAGACUAGACCUCCAUGGAUCCACUCCAGAAAUGGAAUCCAGUGUUGAUCUCGGGAUCUUCCCAGAUGACGGCUGCAGAGACUUCGCAGGCGGGCACAGCAGCCCCUCGGCCUUCCUCCUCAGAGCAGCUGAUGGUGGGCCUGGGUAACCCAUGCCCUGGUCCUGGCUCCAGGCACCCUGUGCCUCUGCCAGAGGGGCUGCUCCAGCAGCGGUACCGAGAGGAGAAGAGCCUGCAAGAGAGGCGGUGGGAAAGGCUGGCGUUCCCGCAGAGGAAGAAAGCAUUCCUGGGGCACCUGAGGCGCAGACACCGUGAUCACAUGGCACCUUACCCGGCUGAGAGGGAACCCAGGAUCUCUCUGUCAGGGAACGGGGAUCAGAAUCGAUUCCGAUGCGAGUGUCGAUACUGCCAGAGCCAUAGGCCGACUCUUUCUGGGAUCCCUGGGGAGAGGAGCGGGGCUCCUCCUGCUUCCUCCUGGGAGGCGCUAGUGCAGGGCCUCAGCGGCCUGACCCUCAGCCUGGGUACCAGCCAGCCCGGCCUUCUGCCCGGAGGGGCGCUCCAGCAGCAGGAGAGAGAGGAGAAGCGCCAACUGGAGAGGCAGCAGGAGAGCAAGAGAGUGUUCCAGAGGCUGCUCAAACAGUGGUUAGAGGAAAACUGAGA